Molecule: messenger RNA, 567 nt
Organism: Miscanthus lutarioriparius
Lineage: Eukaryota; Viridiplantae; Streptophyta; Magnoliopsida; Poales; Poaceae
Source: the annotation of a GenBank genome assembly
AUGGCGUCCCCGGAUCCCGGCCGCACGCCGGCGCAAGGCGAGGAAUCUGCCUCCACCUCCCCAUGGCCUCUCCGCAAGCUCCAGAGUUUCACACCAGGGCUGUGGUCACAAUACAAAGCUUAUGAGGAUGCAGUUGUCGAGGGCACAAAAGGAACUAUUGCGGAUGCUCUGGUUCUUGUGAGAGAGCAUCAGGCGGAGGCAAUUGGAUGUGCCACUGUUGCAGGAUUCAUUCUGUUCAGAGGUCCUCCAAGAUUUUUAUACCGCAAUACCUUUGGCCGUUUCAAGACUGAGAAGGAUUUACUGAAUGAUGCUGAGCAAAGUAUGAUGGAGUACAAAACAUCUAUUCAGAACUUGAAGAAAGAAUCGAAAUACACUCUUGACAAAGUAGCUAUUGGUGAAAGUGGUCUGCAGCGUGGACGGACUGAUUUGAGAUCUACUGGGAAGCAGAUCCAAUCUCUUAUAGGUUCCAUUUACAAAGCAGAAUCUACUGCUGCAGGUCUGAUGGAUAGACUAAGAACUAUUCCAACCAGGCAAUCUCUCGAGCUGCGAGCAGAGGCGAGUACAUGA